CUCGACCAAAGAAAACCCAAAAAAACGCGAGAAGAGUCGCCGCGCGCAACUGUCUCCCUGGUGUGUUUCGCAUCUUGCGUUAAUCUCUCGACUCCUCUUCCCCUCAAACUUCGUCCUCUCACUGCUCUCGACCGUCUCUUCUUAUUAUACUUGGCUCUUGCGGGCUACACUGUACUCCACAGAUACGCAUACCUGUGUACAAGGGAGAGAAGCAGAGCACUGAACUCAUGUAACUUCGACAUAUUUCUGCAUCUCUAUAAUCACAUACACAUAUCUGUAUUCACAUAUCUACGAAUCUCUACCUAUCUACAUAUCGAUCUAUCUACAUAUCUCUGUAUACGUAUAUAUGUAUGUAUAUAUAUAUAUAUAUAUCUGUGUUUGGUCACGAGAAAGGAAGGAGAGAGAGAGUGCGAAUCUGGAGCUGAAGAAGUUUUAAUUUCCUUGCAGCUUUUCCAGAAUCGCAGUCUCCUUUCGUCUCCCCUUCUGCCACCAAGGUCUCUGUCUGCUCUUUCGUUAUUCUCGGCGUUCGUUGUCCUCUCUGAUUUUCUCCUAUUUCUUGUUCCUUUGGUGAGCUUUCUUCUCUCUCCCCUCGCUUGCCGUCUCCUUCUCUCCCCGUUUCUCUCUCUCUCUCUCUUUCCUUCUCCUUUGUCUUCUCUUCUUGCUUCUUUUCCCUCGUCUCUGCCUCCCCUCUUCCUCUGUUCUUCUCCAACUAUAAGGCGGAGGGACAACGGAAGAAACGUCGAGCACAUGAGGAGUCUGGCUCGGCAGACGGUCUGCACUUGGAAGGCUGAAAGAGGCAAGAAGGCGCUGUUGAAGAAGCUGCGAGUUCUUUCGUCCAGACUGUUCCCUUCGUUCUUCUCUUUUUCUCGAGCGCCUUGCUCCGCUGCUUCUUCUCCUCCGCCUCCUUUGUCUUCUUCGUCUCCUUCCUCGGAUCUUUCUCGCUUUGCUUCGUCUUCUUCCCUGUCGCUUCCUGCUUUUCCUUCCUUUUCUUGCCUUCGUCUUUCCUCCUCUCCAGAUUCCGCUUCCUCUUCUUUUCCUCUCCUCCCUUCAUCUCCGUCUGCUCUGUCUCGUUGUGACUUCUCGUCCGCCUCCACGAUUCCUCCCGGGAGGUCGACAAUGGGCGAGAACUCCCUCGGGCAAAAGUACGGCAGCAUCGCGGAGGCCUGGAUCGACGAGUUGGGUCGCGAUGGAGAGAAAAAGUCUUCGUGGUACGACCGAGCUCGGGACUACUGGGAGAAGAAGGACGCGACCGUCAGCGGCAUGCUGGAUGGCUACGACGCGGUUUCCACCGUGGACUUGGAAGCCUCGCUUUGCUUCCUGGACAAAGUGAAAACUCUGCCGGCCUACAAAGGAGGAAGCUGCAGAUUCAAUUACGCUCUCGACUGCGGCGCCGGCAUUGGGCGAGUCACAAAGGGCUGUCUCCUCCAUCGCUUUCAGCAGGUUGACAUGGUGGAGCCGAUGGAGAGAUUCUGCCGCUCGGCGCCCGACUUUGUUGCUUCGGAGCGAUUGAAGGACAUUUUUCAACAGCCACUGCAAGAGUUUUCUCCGUCAAAGAAAUACGACUGCAUCUGGCUGCAGUGGUGCAUCCUCUACCUCACAGAUGCGGACCUCAUCGACCUUCUGAAACGAUGUUCGGCUGCCUUGACGGACGGUGGUGUGAUUUGCGUGAAGGAGAACAUCGGAGAACUGGGCUUCGAAAUUGACAAGCAAGACAACUCAAUCAUGCGAACAGACAAGCACUACAAACAGCUGUUCCGGCAAGCUGGCAUGCGUCUGCUGCUGGACAUGCGCCAGCCGAACUUCCCCAAGUCUCUCUUCCCUGUGAACAUGUAUUGUCUCAGACCCCUCGACGCGAAUCCCGCAGGACAACCGGAAAACGCAGAAACCACGUAGUCGAAACGAGGACGUAGGACACAGGAAAACAGAGGAGGGACAAAGAGGGACAGAGAGGGAGAGAAUGGAGAAGAACAAAAAAGACGCAGAAGGCGAGAGCGAUUGAAAGCAAGGAAAGGCCAGAACCUGCGAGAGAGAAAAAGCAGGAUACCCUGUGUAGAGACGGAGGUCGAAUGCCAGAGAAGCAGAGCGCGGCUGCAAGACAGAAACAGAGAGAAGAAGAGUCAGAGCAAAGAAGAAGCAGAGAGAAGAAGAAUGGAAGAGUUCAAGAAGACGGGGAGGUUUGGGCUGGGAGUUAGAGAGGUCUCCUUCCUCGCGCGUGUCUCUGGGGGCUGAGGGUUUCAAAGUUCGAGUCGCAGCAACGUACAGGCAUAGUUUUUCUCUUUCUGUCAAUCGUCUAACAGGGUCCGUUCUGUCUGUCGCGUUGCGUGUGAGAGAACUGGGGGGAACCGGCCGCCGAGACUUUUCGUCAUCUUCGACCCCGUCCACUCGCGACCACUUGGAAAACGUGAGCUUCUUUCUCCCCUCGACGCGGAUCGCGCAAAUGGCUUCGAAUAUAAGCCGAAACAUAUCGGGAAAGCAAAGUGUGAGACCGCG
Molecule: messenger RNA, 2490 nt
Organism: Toxoplasma gondii ME49
Lineage: Eukaryota; Apicomplexa; Conoidasida; Eucoccidiorida; Sarcocystidae
Product: protein c9orf32, putative
Exons: 4
Coding region: 748-1893 (381 amino acids)
Biological process (GO): N-terminal protein amino acid methylation
Cellular component (GO): cytoplasm
Molecular function (GO): methyltransferase activity
Source: RefSeq, a predicted model, not a curated record